AUGCGUCCUCAAAUUCAAUCGGUAAUUAAAAAGUUCGCUUUACCAUCCUCAGGAUUAAUUGGAAUUGAAGACAUGUCAAACCCAGAUUUUGGAGAUGCAGUUGUAGCACAUCCUGGUGAUAUUCCAGUCUUCUGGGCUUGUGGAAUCACUGCAUCAGAAGCCAUUUGCAACUGCAAAUCUGCUCUGGCUUUCACCCAUGCUCCUGGCUGCAUGUUCAUUACUGACCUGCAGAGUGAGCAGGAGGUGGCCAGCGACUAUGCAGCUGAUGCAGAAACCCCACGUGUUUUCUGCAUUUCUCAGAAUCCACUCCACUACAGUAUUGUCUCAGUUACUGCUGUUGAAAAAUUCAAGGCCCUGGACAGUCUGAUUCAGCAAGAUCCAGGCAACCGAGGAAUCAAGCAUUUGUUAAUUGAAAACCAGCUGCUGAAAGCCUGCCUCUCUCUGUCAAAUGCAAAAUCUGUGCUCAUAACCACUGGAUUUCCAACCCACUUCAAUAACCAGCCUCCAGAAGAGACAGAUGGUCCUCCAGGAGCUAUUGCUAUAGCAGCCAUGUUGCAAGCCCAGAAGAAAACUGUUGUCAUAGUAACAGAUCAAAGAGCCUUGGAGAUGAACAAAAAGAUUAUUGAAGAAGCUGUUGAGCAAGGAAGGUUAAAAACUCCUAUCCCUGUUAUUAGCUUCCAGGAUAAUGGCAAGGAUUCAGCCCUCAUGUUCCUUUGUCAUGAUGGCAAUCCCCAGUCUCCAAGGUUCGAUCAUCUCAUAGCAAUAGAACGAGCUGGAAUGGCUGCAGAUGGCAAUUACUAUAAUGCACGGAAAGUAAACAUUAAACACUUGGUGGAUCCUAUUGACAAGCUUUUCAUAGCAGCACAGGACAUCCCUGGAAUUGCCACAACAGGCAUUGGAGAUGGAGGGAAUGAACUCGGAAUGGGAAAGGUGAAAGAGGCUGUGAAAAAAUACAUUAACAAUGGGGAUCUCAUAGCUUGUGAUGUUGAAGCAGAUUUUACAGUUAUUGCAGGUGAGUUUUAUUCAGUUUUGCAGCAGUUCAGAUUUUUCAGCAGCGGAAGGAGAGGCGACAGCGAGGACCAG
Messenger RNA from Rhincodon typus (whale shark), 1083 nucleotides. RefSeq names its product D-glutamate cyclase (gene dglucy). Lineage: Eukaryota; Metazoa; Chordata; Chondrichthyes; Orectolobiformes; Rhincodontidae. The annotation marks the transcript as partial. Gene Ontology annotation, molecular function: D-glutamate cyclase activity. The transcript has 7 exons. Gene Ontology annotation, biological process: glutamate metabolic process. The record is from RefSeq and is a predicted model, not a curated record.